AUGACGAAGGAGACUAUAAGAGUGGUUUUAUGCGGUGACAAUGGAGUCGGUAAGUCGAGUCUGAUCCUCGCUCUCGUUAAGGAUAGGUUCAUACCAAAUCUGCAGGAUGUUUUACCCACGGUGACAAUACCAAGAGAUUUUUCGUCAAGUCCGUAUUCACCCAAAAAUACCGUUCUGAUAGACACGAGUAAUAAUGACCCGCUCGAGUUGCAGCGACAGCUGAAGAGUGCUGAUGUGAUAUGGCUAGUUUACAGCGGGCACGAAUCAUAUGAGCGGAUUUCAUUGUAUUGGAUGAUGACCUUCCGGUCUCUUGGCUUAAACAUCCCAGUGAUUCUGUGUAAGAACAAAUGUGACGACUGUGGAGAAAAUACCACUGGGCUAGAGGCAGAAGAUACCAAGGUGGAAGAUGAGGAGUUCAUUCCGAUCCUGAUGGAAUUCAAGGAGGUUGAUACAUGCAUUAAGACGAGUGCUAAGACACGGUUCGGCGUGAACCAGGCAUUUUACUUGUGUCAGCGUUCGAUAACCCAUCCGAUCGCUCCGCUGUUUGAUGCAAGAAUUGGCGAGUUAAAACCCUUAGUAGUGACAGCCCUGAAGAGGAUUUUUUUGCUUUGCGAUGAGGACCAGGAUAAUUAUCUAAAUGAUGAGGAAAUAACAGCACUGCAGAAGAAAUGUUUCCAUAGGAAUAUUGAUGCAAACGAGCUAAGUUUUAUAAAACAGACAUUGACAGACAUAUCAGCUCCCUCCCAAGAAUACUCGGAUUGUGAACUGUACGUUCCCGAAAAAGGCAUCACAAGAGAUGGUUUUCUGGUUUUAAACAAGAUUUACGCUGAGAAAGGUAGACACGAAACAACUUGGGGUGUAUUACGCGCUUUCCAGUACACCGAUUCUUUAUCAAUUCAGAAUAAAGUUUUGUAUCCCAAGCUGAAUAUUCCUGACACAUCGAGUAUCGAAUUGAGCCCAAAGGGUUACAGAUUUUUAGUGGAUCUCUUUCUGAGGGUUGACAAGGAUAAUGAUGGUGGAUUGAACAGCAAAGAGCUCCAUUUUCUUUUCAAAUGUACGCCUGGUCUGCCGAAACUGUGGUCUGCCACCAACUUUCCGUUUUCUACCGUCGUGAACAGCCGAGGAUGCAUCACCUUACAAGGCUGGUUAGCGCAAUGGAGCAUGACUACUUUUCUCGAUUAUAGAAUAACCACUGCGUAUUUGGUAUAUUUUGGGUUCCAAGAGGAUGCAAGGCUGGCUUUGCAGAUAACCAAAUCUCGCAAGAUGAGACGAAGAGCAGGAAGACUAUAUCGAUCGCCAGUAACCGACCGCAAGGUUUUCAACUGCUUCAUGAUCGGAAACGCAAAAAGUGGUAAGAGUAUGGUUCUAGAGUCCUUUCUUGGUAGAUCCUUCACUGAGAUAUACUCUCCGACCUUGAAACCACAAAUAGCCGUCAACAGUUUAGAACUUAAGGGAGGAGAGCAGUACUAUUUGAUUCUCCAAGAGUUCGGACAACAGGAGACCUCAGUUCUCGAAAAUAAGGAAAAACUGAAAGAAUGUGAUGUUCUAUGUCUGACUUACGAUUCAAGCGACCCGGAGUCCUUUUCCUAUCUGGCAGAGCUCUUUGACAAGUACGAAUACCUAAACAAUUAUCCCGUCCUAUUCGUAGCCCUCAAAGCAGACCUGGACAAGGUCCAGCAGAGAUGCCACCUCCAGCCUGAUGAAUUUGCUGAGCAGCUACAUGUGAACCACCCGCUGCAUGUGUCUUCCACAUGGUUAAGCUCACUGAAUGAACUUUUCAUGAAGAUCACGGAAGCCUGCCUCUUUCCGGGAAAGCACACUCCCGGCUUCCCGCCAGAAGCUGCUUUGCAAGAAUCCAAUUACAGGCAAACUGCAAUGGUUCUGGGUUCCGCUGCAGGAUUUCUGGCGCUCUUUGCUUUCGGUGUGGCCAAGCUCAUUAGGCCUUCGCGAUACAGUUGA
Torulaspora globosa is the source of this 1959-nucleotide messenger RNA. RefSeq names its product ERMES complex Ca(2+)-binding regulatory GTPase GEM1 (gene GEM1). Lineage: Eukaryota; Fungi; Ascomycota; Saccharomycetes; Saccharomycetales; Saccharomycetaceae. The transcript has a single exon. The coding region runs from base 1 to 1959 and encodes 652 amino acids. Gene Ontology annotation, cellular component: mitochondrial outer membrane. Gene Ontology annotation, molecular function: calcium ion binding; GTP binding; GTPase activity. The record is from RefSeq and is a predicted model, not a curated record. Gene Ontology annotation, biological process: mitochondrion organization; small GTPase-mediated signal transduction; regulation of mitochondrion organization.